CUGAUAUAAAUAUGUAAUUAAUUAUUCAUAGCUAUCAACUCCGCUGAUGAAAUGGCGGCUACCAUAUGCCGGUCCCUGUGCUGUGCUCCGCCGCCCGGGCGAACUCGGAAGACCACACAGGCCUCCAGGCGCGCCUCCCGGAGCACAACACUGGCUACGCCACUCAUACAUUCUACUUCCAAGAAGAAGGUUUUGGUUCCGAUAGGGUUAGGGACGGAGGAGAUGGAGGCAGUUAUAUUGGUGGAUGUCCUUCGCCGCGCCGGAGCGGACGUUAUCGUGGCCUCCGUCGAGCCGGAGCUUCAGAUUGAGGGCUCCUCGGGCACUAAGCUGGUGGCCGAUACGUCUAUCUCUGCGUGCGCUAACGAAAUGUUUGAUCUCGUGGCUUUACCGGGAGGGAUGCCAGGUUCUGCACGGUUAAGGGAUUGCCAAGUUCUCCGAAGGAUCAUAACCAAGCAAGCCGAGGAUAAGAAAUUGUAUGGUGCUAUAUGUGCUGCUCCAGCUGUUGUUCUUAUGUCAUGGGGUUUAAUGAAGAGAAAGAAGAUGACUUGCCAUCCAGCAUUUAUGAGCAAGCUUCCUACCUUUUGGGCAGUCCAAUCAAACCUCCAAGUUUCAGGAGAGCUCACCACAAGUCGUGGUCCAGGAACGACUUUUGAGUUUGCACUGUCAUUUGUGCAGCAACUUUUUGGCGAUAAAUCUGCAGCAGAUGUUGGAGAAUUGUUGAUGAUGAGAUUGGGCGGAGGCCGUCAUUUAAAGAAAGAAUUCAAUAAGAUUGAUUGGUCAUUUGAUCAAACUCCUCGUGUUCUUGUUCCAAUUGCCAAUGGUUCUGAAGAGAUGGAAGUAGUAAUGUUGGUAGAUAUUUUAAGGCGUGCUAAGGUGGACGUGGUCGUUGCAUCUGUUGAGAAAUGCAUACAGGUUGUAGCGUCUCAAAAUACUAAUAUUGUUGCAGACAAGUCUAUUGGUGAUGCUUCUGAGCAUACUUACGAUUUGAUCAUUCUGCCU
Molecule: messenger RNA, 999 nt
Organism: Dendrobium catenatum
Lineage: Eukaryota; Viridiplantae; Streptophyta; Magnoliopsida; Asparagales; Orchidaceae
Product: protein DJ-1 homolog C
Biological process (GO): protein deglycation, glyoxal removal; guanine deglycation, glyoxal removal
Cellular component (GO): nucleus; cytosol
Molecular function (GO): protein deglycase activity
Source: RefSeq, a predicted model, not a curated record